UUAAAUUGCAGUGUGACAAAUAUUUGUCAUUCAAACCAGAUUUUAGGUAGUUGGUGCUUCUAAGGUUGGUAAAAAUUCAAAAGUUAGACAAUGCUCACUGUUGAGAAGACAAUGAAGAAAGAAAAGAAGAGAAAAGAAAAGAAAAGACUCUUAUCCAUUACUAGUCACCAGUGACAUACACAUUAAAUAAAUCCGGUGGACACUGCAGUUUUCAUCUUGACCUCUCAGCAGUCUUUGUCACAGGGCCUAUUCCCUGGUGGAUUCCAGUCAAGUGUCUACAUUUCUGAUUUCCAUUCUCCUGAUAGUCUAUGGUAGUUUCAGGCAGGUUAUACCAAUUUAGGAUCAUGCAUGUUUUAAACAAAAUUUAUGCUUAUAAAUGCACCACAGAAUUUUAUCAAUGGAAAAGAUUUCUCUGGUGAACUUCUUUGUUUUACAAAUGAGGAAACUGAAGCUCAACAAGAUGAGGUCCCUUAAUAUGGACUUUGAAAAUCAAGAUAAAGAGAAAGACAGUAACAGUUCUUCGGGGUCUUUCGGUGGCAACAGCAGCAAUAAUAGUAUCCAAACUAUUGACUCUACCCAGGCCCUGUUCCUUCCAAUUGGAGCAUCUGUCUCUCUCCUAGUUAUGUUCUUCUUCUUUGACUCAGUUCAAGUAGUUUUUACAAUAUGUACAGCAGUUCUUGCAACGAUAGCUUUUGCUUUUCUUCUUCUCCCGAUGUGCCAGUAUUUAACAAGACCCUGUUCACCUCAGAACAAGAUUUCCUUUGGCUGCUGUGGACGUUUCACUGCUGCUGAGCUGCUAUCAUUCUCUCUGUCUGUCAUGCUUGUCCUCAUCUGGGUUCUCACUGGCCAUUGGCUUCUCAUGGAUGCCCUGGCCAUGGGUCUCUGUGUCGCCAUGAUCGCCUUCGUCCGCCUGCCCAGCCUCAAGGUCUCCUGCCUGCUUCUCUCAGGGCUCCUAAUCUAUGAUGUCUUUUGGGUGUUUUUCUCUGCCUACAUCUUCAAUAGCAACGUCAUGGUGAAGGUGGCCACCCAGCCGGCUGACAAUCCCCUCGAUGUGCUUUCCCGGAAGCUGCACUUGGGGCCCAAUGUUGGGCGCGACGUUCCUCGCCUGUCUCUGCCUGGAAAACUGGUUUUCCCGAGCUCCACUGGCAGCCACUUCUCCAUGUUGGGCAUUGGAGACAUUGUGAUGCCCGGACUCCUGUUGUGCUUUGUCCUUCGUUAUGACAACUACAAAAAACAAGCCAACGGUGACUCCUGCGGCGCCUCUGGACCCGCCAACAUCUCUGGACGCAUGCAGAAGGUCUCCUACUUUCACUGCACCCUCAUCGGAUACUUUGUAGGUCUGCUCACUGCUACUGUGGCAUCUCGCAUUCACCGAGCAGCACAGCCUGCCCUCCUCUAUUUGGUGCCAUUUACCUUAUUGCCACUCCUCACAAUGGCCUACUUAAAGGGUGACCUGCGGCGGAUGUGGUCUGAGCCCUUCCACUCCAAGUCCAGCAGCUCCCGAUUCCUGGAAGUAUGAUGGAUCGCAGUGACCAGACGGCCAUCCUCGUCUUUUCUGUCGACGCGUUUCCUCUUGGAGUUGGCCUGGUACUCGGAGACGUACCUGUUUAAGGAACUGACGUGGGACUGGAUUUUGCGUUUGCGGGGAGCUUGUCUGCAGGAGCGAGGUGCUGGGGCGCUGCCGGAUCCUCUUCCCGCCGCGGUGGAGGUGGAGCCCCUCCUGAAGUGACAGGCCUCCCCAGCGCGCCUCCCCCGGCUUUAUGGACCUGCAGUGGACUCGCCGUGGGAGAUGGUGUGGGACUGCUUAAAACUGACGGCGGCAUGGAGUCGCUCUGUACCUUUCGAACACUAAAAGGAUGAACACAUGAGCAAAGUGAAGUUUCCUCAGUGAACCCUCAAGAACGUUGGGAUCAGUUUCCAAUGGGGACUCGUUUCAGAGAACAGAGACAGAGCUCUUCUGUCCUUAUAUUCUUUCCUUUUUUGGAUUUAUUAAAUAUUUUCUGUGGUGUGAAAUGACUUAUUAAAUCCACAGACAUUGAGUGACUUCUUGCAACAUACACAUAUGGAUUGUUGUAAAGCGUUCAUGUCCACCCAGAUGUGUCGGCAGUGAAUGGGGGCACGGUUUUUAUACAUUCACACGCACAUAGAUAUGUAUGAAUAAACAAAACCUAAAACCUGCUAAGAUCAUGCUGUGUAGCAGACAGGGGCUCGCUGUGAUUGUUAGCAUGUAGAGCCGUUUUCUCUGGCUUUCUUGUACAUGGAUAAGCUGCUGUCUUUCCCUCCACGACUGAGCGUGCAGUUAAAAACCAGUAUAGUAUUUGUACUGAUAUACUCAUGGGCGUUAGGGGUCUCAUUUGGUUGUGGUCAGUAUAGCAAAUUAGGGAUGAAAAGAUAAACCUUUUUGGCCCUUUUCGUUUUUGCAGGCUCCUCCCUUGCAGGGUUUUAGUCCUUCCUUCCUGGACUGAUGCAUGUAUUGUAGCAGCAGGCGUCUUUGUGCUUUCUGAUCAUAGUAAUGGACGACUUGUAAAUACAUUUUUCUAUUUUCUAUUUUUUUGUAUUUUUUUUGGCAUUUUGUUUCAUUGGUGUGCUGUAUUUUCCAUGCCCUCACUCCUUUAAGGAAAAAAAAAAGGAAAAAAAACAACACAAUCCUCUCCUUGCUGUUGUGAUUAUAGUCUUGGUUUACCUGUGGUGACAACUGGGUAUUGGGGACAAAUGUCACGUGCCCCCCUCCCCCCAUAUUCCAGGGUGCACCCGACAUUCCAGGAAUUGUGGUCCGAGCCAGCGGCCCUGUUUGCCGGAGAGCAGCGUUCCCAUGGUAACUAGUGUGAGUGACGUGCGCCAGCCUUUGUCUAGCAGCCCUGCCUGGUAAGGAAGUGCCCAGUGUCCAGAGGCAGAGAGAAGCCUGGAAUUGGCCUGCGUUUCUGACAGCGGAGGCUGGAGCGGCACGAGUCCUGGUCUCCCGCGAGCAGGACCCUCCUGGCCCGCCCUGACCUGCGUGAUGAGCCUGCGCUGUGGGUCCUGUGCCUGAAGGCCCAGUGGACAGCACGGUGGGCCUGUGGCCUUGGGAAUGGGAAGCCAUCAGGGUGGUGCGUUCCUCUAUGUCUUCAAAUCCUGCUGAGGGCCGCCUUGUUUUCUGUUUUGUUUGUUUUUUAAAAAUAAAUGACUCCUUUCUAGA
Messenger RNA from Myotis brandtii (Brandt's bat), 3175 nucleotides. It is a transcript of the gene SPPL3, whose product is annotated as signal peptide peptidase like 3. The transcript is spliced from 15 exons. Gene Ontology annotation, cellular component: Golgi-associated vesicle membrane; cytoplasmic side of endoplasmic reticulum membrane; lumenal side of endoplasmic reticulum membrane. Lineage: Eukaryota; Metazoa; Chordata; Mammalia; Chiroptera; Vespertilionidae. Gene Ontology annotation, biological process: membrane protein proteolysis. The coding region runs from base 377 to 1519 and encodes 380 amino acids. Gene Ontology annotation, molecular function: aspartic endopeptidase activity, intramembrane cleaving. The record is from RefSeq and is a predicted model, not a curated record.